Messenger RNA from Zophobas morio, 743 nucleotides. Its product is annotated as N-alpha-acetyltransferase 35, NatC auxiliary subunit-like. Gene Ontology annotation, cellular component: NatC complex. Gene Ontology annotation, biological process: N-terminal peptidyl-methionine acetylation. The coding region runs from base 51 to 743 and encodes 230 amino acids. The transcript is spliced from 8 exons. The record is from RefSeq and is a predicted model, not a curated record. NCBI's taxonomy places the organism in Eukaryota, Metazoa, Arthropoda, Insecta, Coleoptera, Tenebrionidae.
UUUUUUGAUGCUCGUGCUAGAAACUGAGUUUUGCAUAAUUGGGCGCCAUUAUGGAGGAAUUCUCUGAAUGGGAGGAUAUUACCGUGGAGUUUAUGGAAAAAGCACGUUGCUUGGAAAUAGGCGAAGUAGUUUCUUGCAUCUCUUUUUAUGAUGCCAUGACAGCCUUGGAAAUGAUGGAACCCAAAAUGGAUAUGGGGCUUCAUCUUAUUUCUAAUCCCGAUCGAAUACUAUCUAUUGAGGACGCCCUUAACAGAAAUUUGGUUAAAAUUAAAGAGUUUGCCCCUAAGGAAGUUAUAGGUAUUUUUGAUGAGCUGCUACGUAGGGAAGUUUCUUGGCUUUCGGGCCAGUCAAUAGCUCAAACCAUAUACUCGAGUCUAUAUAUGCUUCGCCCGUCUAUCGUGGAGGAUCCCAUCUUACUCUCGCUUUGUUUGGGUUUAAGCAAAACUUCUACGCUGAUGCAUAAAAUUCUUCUCGAUUCUGGUGUCUGCAGUGAAGAAGAUUUUCAAUUCAAAUUAUUAAAUUCUGAUUCUCACGACUAUCUGCCUGAUGACCGUGAAGUUGUUAACCUGCUGGAAGACUCCAUCGCAUUUGUUACAUCUCAUCUUAAAGCAAAUAAACUUGAAACUGAAGAACUUUUGAGCUGGCGAGCCGUCCAACACAGGCUGAAGUUUCGACUAUCUUUACUUCAAUUUUUUAUGCAGUGGACGACCUGUUCAGUUCAUAAUAGUAGUGCUUCUUUGUAA